AUGUCAAAGCUUUCCACUUCUUCUUCAAACUCCCCUGCCAUUUCCAGCUCCAAGACCAAUACCAAUACCAAUACCAACACCAACACUAAUGCCACCUCCAACCAAUCUCCAAACCCUGUCUCGAUUCCAGCCUCAUCUCCCACUAAAACCCAAAAUUCACUCCAAGUUAACAACUCAAAUUCCACUUCUCCCUCCAAUUCCCUGGCCUUGAAAGACCAAGACAUAAAAACUAUCGGCUGGUCUUUCAUAAGCCAUUACUACUCGAAAUUUACAAACAACUUGAGUCAAAUCUAUAGAUUAUAUUCUUCAAAUGCAAUUGUAACUCAUGACGACUUGAACUACUUGUUCAACCAAUUUCUCAACAUCAAUAUCAACAACAUCAAUCUUGCCACUAUUGAUUUCAAUCAACAAGAUUUGAAUCUAAUCGAAGCAAAAGGCACAAACCAAAUUAAAAAAAUCUUCAAUUCCCUACUCAAAAACCAGGACAACCAAUCUAAAUCAAUUCCAAAAUCCACCGCAGAUAACGAUCAUGAUAACGAUAAUGAUAAUCACAACGAGAACCAUAAUAAUGAUAAAAAUAUUCCAAUCCAAGAAGACAUCUUCAAAAUCAUGAUCUCCUUAGCUGAUAUUCAAAAAUUACAAAUCAAUUCAAAUAACAACUUAAAUCACAUCCUAAUCAAUGUUAUCGGUGAACUAGCAAAAUUAGAUUCUCCUGCUUUUAGAUUCACUCAAACUUUUAUAAUUUCAAAUUCAAUCUCAAAUCCAGCUGUCUAUGAUAUCACCAACGACAUCUUACGUUUAUUAUCUCCUUUCGACGACGACGACUACCAAUCUCAACUCCAACAAGACAAUCAAGUUGAAAAACAAGUCACUCCAUCCCAACCUGCUCUUUCUUCUCCUUCUUCUUCAGCUGCUCCCACUGUUUCCACAACUGCCUCUCCUGCACUAUCUGAAACUUUCUCAACCUCGCUCUUAGAACCUUCUACUACACAAUCUGAACUCUCAUCUACUUCUCCCGCAAUUCUCACCUCCAUUCAACAAAAUCCCUUACCAAUCAAACAACAAAAAUCUGACUCCACCAUUAAAUUACCUGAAUCUCCUAGCCCACUCAAAGGAUCUCUUAAUGUUGAAAAUCAGAAAUCUCAAGUUCAACCAAAAGAUAAAUCGAUUGAACUAAAAGAAAAUGCCAUCAAACCCAUUGAAGCCACUAAACAAGAAGUCGUUAAACAAGAAGUUGCUAAACAAGAAGUUGCUAAACAAGAAGUUGCUAAACAAGAAGUCCCUAAACAAGAAGUUAAUUCUAAACCAAAAUCACUCUCUGCUCCUGUUGUUUCAGAAUCUCAAAACACUAAAUCUAUUGAGUCUCCUCCUACUAAAACUGAUAAAACUGAUAAAAUUAUAGCUGAAAAAUCAAAAGAACUUGAAACCUCCAAAGAAGCAUCUAAACCUCAAGAAAAACCAAAGAAUAUCCCAGCUCCUCAAUCUAAAAAGACUGAAGCUAAAAAGGAUGAACAAGUUACCGAAAAACAAAAGCCUAAACCUAAAUCUAAACCAGAAUCUAAACCAGAAUCUGUCAAAUCUUUUGCUACUGCUUCUCCAAUUUCCAAUAAAGUUGAACCAGUCUCAUCAACUCCUGCUUCUGCUACUGUCUCUGCUCCUGUUCCUGCCCCUGUUAAACCAAAACCAAAACCAAAACCAAGUUCUUGGGCUGCAGCAGCUAUGUUAGGCACUGAAAAGAAAGAAACCGUUUCCUCAACUAUUAAAAAAACAAAACCAAGAUCUGUUUCUUCUUUGAUCUCAGCUUCUCUAGCUACUAAUGCUGCUUCUGCUGUUGCAUCUGUUGAUCCAAAAAUUAAACCUUCUGAAUCAACAACCACUAAACCAUUUUCUUCUGUCGCUCCAAUUAUAAACUCUGAUCAAGUUGUUAAAGCUCGUAAAAUUAAGAAAGAUGAAGUAUACCCUGUUUAUAUUCGUGGCUUAUCUGUCAAGGUUUCAAGCAUUGACUUGACAAAAUGUCUCGAAACUAAUUUUGGUAAAGUUCAUUCUUGUGUUGUUAAAAACUUUAUUGCUCUAGUUGAUUUUGUUUCUGCUUCUGCUCAAGAAAAGGCUUUAAGUGCAAAGGUUUUAAAAAUUUCUGGCAAUUGUAUUAUUGAGAUUCAACCAAGAACUAAAAAGGGCGAUCACGAUAGGGCUGAGAGAGAAAAAAGAGAGGCUAGAGAACAAAAGGAAAAGGAUUUUAAAUCAAAUGGCGAAUCAAGUAGAAAAUUUAUCAAUGGUAGAGGAAAAUUAAAUGGGGAAUAUAGACCAAAACCAAGACCUGCUAAUAUUCAUUAUAAUCGUAAUUAA
Messenger RNA from Ascoidea rubescens DSM 1968, 2346 nucleotides. RefSeq names its product Bre5p (gene BRE5). Gene Ontology annotation, molecular function: nucleic acid binding. NCBI's taxonomy places the organism in Eukaryota, Fungi, Ascomycota, Saccharomycetes, Ascoideales, Ascoideaceae. The record is from RefSeq and is a predicted model, not a curated record. The transcript has a single exon. The coding region runs from base 1 to 2346 and encodes 781 amino acids.